AUGUCAAAUACUGAUGGUAUAGACACAUUCGAAAGGCCAAUAGAAGAAGUAACAGAUGGUAAUACAUUUGCUACAAAUGAAGGGACUGGGUUACAAAAUGAAGAGAGAGAAAGAUUACUAAGUAACCAAACAGAAACAAAUUAUCAUACUAAUGAGAACUCUUCCACUAUUGUACCAAAACCUUCUCAUAGAACUCCCAUAGGCUCUACUACCACUGAUGGUACUGCUGCAAAUACUACUGCUAUUACGACAAACCCACAUAGCAAUGAUUUAGAAUCUACCACCUCAGACGGACCUAUGAGAAGGCAAUAUGAAAUUCAAAAAGAUUACAGAAAUUUUUAUCAUAACUCAAGAAUUCUUUUGAUUAUUGUUGUGUCCAUGUCAGCAAUAUGGUUCAUCAUUUCAUUAAUUUCCGAUUUCUUCUUCAAUUUUAGAUUUAAUAAUAAAUUAACGAGUUUCAAUAACAUAAUAUUACUCUUAAUAUCUAUGGUUGCUAAUUCGUGUAAUUACAUCUUUAAUGACAUUGAAUUAUAUUCACAAUUAGAUUAUUCUCUAAACAUAAUCCUAGCAUCUUUAACAUGGUUCAAUUUGGUACUACUAUACUUGAUUAAAUUCACAAGAUCCAGACUAUCAUUCACUGACAAGGCAAUCUAUAUAUGGACUAUAUUCACAUUUAUACUAGGUGCCACAUUAGAUUGGCAAAAUCAUAAAUAUGCAAUACAAUUAAAUAGACAAGCACCCACCACUAUUGACGGGAAUGAUGAAAUGAGACAGCCAAUAACUUCGAAACACACAAUAAAUGAAUGGUUACAAAUAGCAACAAGAAAUAUAAUAAAAUUGUUCUUAUUAGCCGCAUUAAUUUCAUUAACCUUAACUCAAUUAUUAUACACAAUCGAUCUUCAUCGUACUGCACCAGCUAGGAGUGAAUUCCAAUUCACUGACCCUACAAACAACACACAGAUUCAUAUAAGGUGUCAUUUGAAAAACUUGCAUGGUAGCGGCGGCGAGGGAAACAGUAACGACAAGAAGACAACCCAUCCAAUCAUAUUGUAUGAACAUGGUGGAUUUGAUACAUGGUAUGAAUCAGCAGAUUGGAUUAAAGAAUUGUAUCAAUUAAAUAGAAUAGAUUCUUAUUGUGUUUAUGAAAGGGCUGGAUAUGGAUUUAGUGAUUCCAUGGGGGCACCUACUUCUAUUUCAUUACAAAUUGAAUCAUUGAAUCAUGCUUUGAAUUCCAUUAUUAAAGAAAAUACAAAGGAUUUUGAGGGUGCGGAUAUGAAAUUUGUGGCUGUUGGAUUUGGGUAUGGUGGAUUGUUUUCCAGGAGUUGGUGUGCUGAGAAUUUAGAUCUAUGUGAUGGGAUGAUUUUGGUCGAUUCUUGGCAUGAAGAUUUAUUAUUGAAGAAUUAUAUUUCCAGAUUAUUACCUGAUCCAGAUCAUGAUGAUGAUGAUGGUGACGACAAUAAUCGCGAUGAUGACAAUGAUAAUCAUAAUGGUAAGAAACGUAAAGAAUGGAGAUUUACUAAAGAAUUAGGUACAAGGAAUGGAUGGAAAUUAUGGUGGAAAGGAUUUUGGAAUAGUUUUGGUUUAAAUCUUCAAUUAUCAUGGAUUUUAAAACAUCAUGGUUCCAUGGAUAGAAUUCUUGGAAGAGAAAUGAAAUAUCAAAAUAGAUUCCUUAGAAUGAAAUAUUUGGAAACUGUUACUAGUUCCAUAUUGAGUUAUAAUGAGAUUAUUAAAAAUAAUAAGAAUUUGAAACAUGUGAAAACUACAGUUGUAAGUUCUAAAGAAAUGAUUAGAAGAUCAACCCAAUGGGGUGAUUGGCAAAGAUCUUUGACAAAAUUAUCUUCCAAUACUAAAGAAUGGAAAAUUGUGGAAGGUGAUCAUGAAAUUUAUAAGUAUGGACUUGGAAAAGAACAAUUACAAAAUGUCUUGUUAAGAUUCCUUGAAUUCGAGAUGGUCUAG
Messenger RNA from Naumovozyma dairenensis CBS 421, 1956 nucleotides. RefSeq lists its product as uncharacterized. The transcript has a single exon. Gene Ontology annotation, cellular component: endoplasmic reticulum. NCBI's taxonomy places the organism in Eukaryota, Fungi, Ascomycota, Saccharomycetes, Saccharomycetales, Saccharomycetaceae. The coding region runs from base 1 to 1956 and encodes 651 amino acids. Gene Ontology annotation, biological process: regulation of lipid storage. The record is from RefSeq and is a predicted model, not a curated record.